Ruditapes philippinarum (Manila clam) is the source of this 569-nucleotide messenger RNA. Its product is annotated as N-lysine methyltransferase KMT5A-like. The transcript has 5 exons. Gene Ontology annotation, molecular function: protein binding. Bases 30 to 515 code for a protein of 161 amino acids. Lineage: Eukaryota; Metazoa; Mollusca; Bivalvia; Venerida; Veneridae. The record is from RefSeq and is a predicted model, not a curated record.
AAAAGUGUCAAAAGUGUGAAAAGUGUAUAAUGGACAAGAAGAGCAGAACAAAAAGAAAGUCUCCAUUAUGUGAGGCCCAACACUGGCUCAAAGAAAAUAAAGAUCCUCCAGGGUUUGCCAUUUCGACAUACCCCACAAAAGGUAGAGGAAUCAUCACUACUAUCUAUAGAAGAAAAGGUGAUUUUCUGCUUCAUUAUGCAGGAGAAGUUAUUUCUGGUAAGGAGGGGGAAAGAAGAGAGAAGCUUGGCAGCUCUGGUUUUCGUUUUUUCUACAGAAAUGGUCGCAAAGAUUUGUGUGUGGAUGCCACUGAUGAAACAGGUAGAUUUGGUCGUCUUGUUAAUCAUGGUGAUAAGAAAGAGCGCAAUGCUAUCAUGAAGGGAAUAGAUGGACACUGGCUCUUGUUUGCCAUUAGUGAUAUUGACAUUGGUGACGAAAUUUUAUAUGAUUAUGGAAUAGAAGAACUACCCUGGAAAAAGAUAUUGGAGAAUGUGAUGAUAUGUCUGACAUACAUAUAAGUAAGAUAGAUGAUACAAAUGAAGUUAAUACCAACAACGUUGAUAAAAACAAGA